This is a messenger RNA of Nestor notabilis (Kea), 626 nucleotides long. Its product is annotated as voltage-dependent calcium channel gamma-3 subunit-like. Gene Ontology annotation, biological process: calcium ion transport; postsynaptic neurotransmitter receptor diffusion trapping; neurotransmitter receptor internalization. NCBI's taxonomy places the organism in Eukaryota, Metazoa, Chordata, Aves, Psittaciformes, Psittacidae. Gene Ontology annotation, cellular component: AMPA glutamate receptor complex; postsynaptic density membrane. The record is from RefSeq and is a predicted model, not a curated record. Gene Ontology annotation, molecular function: voltage-gated calcium channel activity; channel regulator activity.
GGACCUUCCGAGGCGUGUGCAAGAAAAUCGACCACUUCCCCGAGGAUGCUGAUUACGAGCAAGACACGGCCGAGUAUCUGCUCCGAGCAGUGCGAGCCUCCAGCAUCUUCCCCAUCCUCAGCGUGGGUCUGCUGUUCUUUGGGGGCCUCUGCGUGGCGGCCAGCGAGUUCUACAAGAGCAAACACAACGUCAUCCUCAGCGCCGGCAUCUUCUUUGUCUCUGCAGGUCUCAGCAACAUCAUCGGGAUUAUCGUCUACAUCUCGGCCAACGCAGGGGACCCGGGGCAGAGCGACUCCAAGAAGAGCUACUCCUACGGCUGGUCCUUCUACUUCGGAGCCCUGUCCUUCAUCAUCGCCGAGAUGGUGGGAGUGAUCGCCGUGCACAUGUACAUCGAAAAGCACCGCCAGAUCCGCGCCAAGUCCCACUCGGAGCUGCUGCAGAAGUCGGCCUCAUCCACCGACAUCUCCAUGUUCACCCUCUCCAGGGAUCCCUCCAAGGUCACCAUGGGGACGCUGCUCAACUCGGAGCGGGACCAUGGGUUUUUACAGGUCCAUAACUCCAUCCCCAAAGAGUUCAAGGAGUCUUUGCACAACAACCCGGCCAACAGACGAACCACGCCGGUGUGA